Messenger RNA from Lycium ferocissimum, 1937 nucleotides. RefSeq names its product probable aquaporin NIP5-1. Gene Ontology annotation, cellular component: membrane. Gene Ontology annotation, biological process: transmembrane transport. The transcript has 4 exons. The record is from RefSeq and is a predicted model, not a curated record. NCBI's taxonomy places the organism in Eukaryota, Viridiplantae, Streptophyta, Magnoliopsida, Solanales, Solanaceae. Gene Ontology annotation, molecular function: channel activity. The coding region runs from base 760 to 1656 and encodes 298 amino acids.
CUACCAGUGGUAUUUGGAGAACGUAUUUCUAUUGUCACAGCACCCUGUCAGUUUAGCAUUCUGGGCAUUGACUUUCUCUCUCUCUCUCUCUCUGUCUGGAUUGUCGGCCUCCUUUUACUUUUAAUUAUUCUUAAGCUAAGCAAUAUGUGUAUAUAAUAUGUGGUGGAUUACAUAUGCAAUGCCCAAAACAUAGUCAGUCCCUUCUUACUUAAAAUCAAUUCUGUUUCUUCUUCAUCCUUUUUUUUUCUUUCUCGGAAGCUCUCCAACGGAUCUCCACUUCAAUUUAUUCCUUAAUUGGCAGUCUGAGUUAGUUAUUCUACUUCUUGCUCUUGCUGGUUUUUGUUAUGUACUUUACUUCAGAUCCUGUAUAUAUUGCCAUCUUCUUAAUUAGUACAUAGUUAAGCUGGAUAGCUUCACUUCUUGUGUAAUUCCUUAGUCGCACAAUUAUAAAAAACCUCUGCAGCAUGUAACUUCAUUAAUUUCUCCAAUCUUCUCCUUCCCACCCAAAAAAAAAAAAAAAGAUUUUUUUUUUCUUUUUCAUUUGUCAUGUCUCCUGGCAGAUUCUGAUUAUCCUGAGGAUCAAUAUAUCGAUCUGGCUGUUACACUGAAUAUCGUGUAGCCAAACAUUUAAAAAAAGACAAAAAAUCAUGUAAUACUUCUCCGUUUAAAGAAACCUAGCUCGUUUUUUCUUUGAAAAAAAAAAAAACAAAAAAACAAAAACAAAAAAAAAGAAAGAAAAGAAUUGAGAUCGAUCGAUCGAUGGCGGAAUUAGAAAGUGGAAGUCCAGCACCAGGUACGCCAGGGACACCAACGCCGCUAUUUUCGUCGUCGGUGAGAGUGGACUCAAUGGGGUCUUAUAGUGAGAGAAAGUCAAUGCCUCGAUGCAAGUGUUUGCCUUUGGAUGCUGCAACAUGGGGUGCUCCUCAUACGUGUCUCACCGACUUUCCCGCACCAGAUGUCUCCCUCACCCGCAAGUUAGGAGCAGAAUUCGUGGGGACAUUUAUCCUUAUAUUUGCUGCAACGGCCGGGCCAAUUGUGAACCAAAAGUACAACGGAGUAGAAUCUCUAAUCGGGAAUGCAGCUUGCGCAGGGCUGGCUGUUAUGAUCGUGAUUCUGUCGACGGGCCAUAUUUCUGGAGCUCAUCUUAAUCCAUCACUCACCAUCGCAUUUGCAGCACUUCGUCACUUUCCUUGGGUUCAAGUGCCUGCCUAUGUUGCAGCGCAGGUUUCGGCAUCCGUUUGUGCUUCUUUUGCACUCAAAGGUGUUUUUCAUCCUUUCAUGUCCGGUGGCGUUACUGUUCCUUCCGUAAACACUGGCCAGGCUUUUGCUCUUGAAUUCCUCAUCACAUUCAAUCUCCUUUUUGUUGUCACUGCUGUUGCAACCGACACCCGCGCGGUGGGAGAGUUGGCGGGCAUAGCAGUUGGAGCCACAGUCAUGCUCAAUAUUCUAGUGGCCGGGCCGUCAAGCGGUGCUUCCAUGAAUCCAGUACGAACUUUGGGGCCAGCAGUUGCAGCAGGGAAUUACAAGUCAUUGUGGAUAUACCUAGUGGCUCCAACUCUGGGGGCUCUUGCAGGGGCGGCUGUUUAUACACUCGUAAAACUUCGUGGAGACGACACUACGGAGACGCCACGCCAGGUUAGGAGCUUCCGCCGCUAGGCUGCUGAAGGAAUGGUGUUGUUCCAACUUAUAAUACUAUUGUGUGUUUGAAAAUAAAGGUGGAGGACUCGGAAAAUGUGACUUCCAGUCUAACUAUCGAAAACAAUUUACAUUUGCAUUUUGACACUCUUUCCUUCUCAUUCGCUUUGUGUGGAUGAUUUAAAGGAAGAGGCAGAAGUUUGAUUGUGGUCUGUGACCUUUUAUUUUGAUGAUUUGCUGUGUGUGAACUAUGCUACCUUAAGAUUAUGUGUGGUGGUAAUAAGAAGCUUUCUACGCUGCUA